AAGGAAAUAGUAGUAUUAGAAAUGGGAAAAUUGCUGCAUAAGCUGGCCAUACAGGUCAGUUUGCUGCUGAUGUUCAUCUGCCUGAUGCAAGCUUUAGACUUUCACGAGCAGCAGUUGCAGCAACAGACGCUGGACGAGCAGCUGCGCCUGCAACAUCAGCAACAGAUGCAGCAACAGCAGCGUGAGCAGCAGCUGCUACUACGUCACGCCUCCACGACAACGACACGCAAACCCUAUGUGAUACCCCAAGGUCUGUCGCUGCCACAACGCGGAAUAAAUCCGCCGAAAUGUUUCCGGGAAGUGCCUGCUGUGUUCUUUCAGUACGACAAAGAUGUGAAAAUCGUUGGCAACAGCACCGUCGAUCGGUACUUCAAUGUCAUCGAGGUCUGCUGCAAGGGCUGGCGGCGUUACGAGUAUGAUUGGAGCAGAUGUGUUCCGGAUUGCGGCGAUCGUUGCCAGGAGAAUGGUUUUUGCUUGCCAGGCGGUCGCUGUCAGUGCUUCAAUGACUUUGUACUCAACUAUCGCAACAAUUGUGUGCCAACCUGUCCGCUGGGCUGUCCCCAUGGCCAGUGCUUUUUGAAUGGCACUUGCAGAUGCGACAAGGGCUUCGAGCUGGACGGCUCGAAACGCUUCUGCCAGCCACAGUGCAACACCACUUGUGGCCACAACGAGAUCUGCAUGGAGCCCGGCAAGUGUGUCUGUGCCGAGGGCUAUGCCAGAGGAUUGCGUGAAUCCGAUUCCCUGGGCUGCCAGCCCAUGUGUAUUCCCGACUGCGGCUAUGGACAUUGUGUAGCACCAAAUCAAUGCGAAUGCUUUCCCAACUACAAAAAGCGUGAAAAUCGCUCAUCCUGUGAGAGUGAUUGUUAUUUUCGAUGUGAGAAUGGCUUCUGUGCAAAUCGCACAACCUGUGUGUGUCAAAAUGGCUAUCGAUACGAUCAGAACACGACCAGCUGCCUGCCGGACUGUGGAGACGACUGUGAAAAUGGGGUUUGCAUUUCCCCGGGGAAUUGUCGCUGCUUCAAUGGCUAUGUGAGGAAUCGACAGCGUUGCGAGGCAGUCUGUGAUCGUGGCUGCGGCUUCUAUGGCCGAUGCAUUGCACCCAAUGUGUGUGGCUGUGCCGUUGUUCCAGGCCCCUUCAGCAGCUACCAGAGAUGCGAAAAUGGCUAUUGCAAUGCCGAGGGACACUGUCGCUGUGUGGUGGGCAAGACUCGAUUCAUUGACAUGUGCAUGUCCCCGGAUGCGGUUACCACAUAUGCUGCCAUGAAUCCGCCGCGGGUGAAUGCCUCGUUGAUGCAUGAGUUCGAUCUUCUGCUGGGCAGGCACUUUACACUGGGUGGUGUCGACAUGUAUCACUCUUCCAUGUGGUGGGUUGUUGAGACCUUGAAUCCCGAGCUGAGACAACGACAAAUCUCCUACUGCUGUGACGGUUAUCGCAAUCGGGGCACCUCGAAAAUACUCAAAUGCGAGCCCAUCUGUGAGGAGGAUUGUUCCAAUGGUCGGUGCUAUCAACGCUUUGCAGCAUCGCUCCAAGCCCAGUACAAGACGGCAGGCAUCAAGACCCGGCAACCUCCGCCACCGUCAGCCAAUCUGCAGUACUUUGGCAAUGCCACCGAGCAGCAUCAAUAUACAAACUAUGGCAGCUACAGUUCCGGUUAUGUGCCUGCAGAGACGUAUCAAGGCGGCAGCUUCAAUCAGUACAACGGACACUAUGUGCAGCCUGUGAUCCCUGUAACUCCUGCACCACAAAUUCUGGAUGAGACGGCGCUGUUCAUUAACAAAACUCGCUCGGCCAUGGCCAGUGGCAUCUGCUAUAAGGAAGUUCCAACUGCCUCAUUGCUGCAUGGGUCGCGGGACAACUACGUUGGCAAUGGCACAACUCCCGACAAGAGCCGCAUUCAAGUUUGCUGCGAGGGAUACGAACGCAAUCCGCACAUCUAUCGUCGCUGUGAGCCAGUUUGCGCUGACGAUUGUCCCAACGGAAUCUGCACGGCGCCUAAUACCUGUGUCUGCAUACCGGGACACGUGAGGAACGUGGAGGGUAAAUGCAUCUCCACUUGCCCCCUGGGUUGUGGAAAUGGCGUGUGCGAUGAGCAGAAUCAAUGUCGCUGUCAUGAGGGCUACACCUUAGAUCCCGUUAGCCAGAAGUACUGUCUGCCCGAGUGCAAGCCAGGCUGUGCCCAUGGCCAUUGUGUGGCACCCAAUAAAUGCGACUGUCUGCCUGGGUAUCGGCAAGCAGCCGAUGGCAGCUGUGCUCCCGUCUGUGAACAGUGCGAGAACGGACAGUGCACGGCUCCAGGAGUCUGCAGCUGUAACACUGGCUACUUGAAGGUUGAGGGACAUUGCGAACCCAUUUGCGAAAAACCCUGCCAAAAUGGACGCUGCACUGCGCCCAACACCUGUGAGUGCCAGCCAGGCAAUGAAUGGGAUCACAAGAGUGGCCAGUGUGUGCCCCAUUGUGAUAUUCCUUGCUUGAAUGGUGUCUGCAUUGGCCAAAACAAAUGCGAGUGCAAACCUGGCUACAUUCUCGACGAGCUGCAGCGCAACAUUUGCCAACCACACUGUCCACAAGGCUGCCCCAAUGGCUUCUGCAGUGCGCCCAAUUUCUGCAUCUGCCAGCCGGGAUUCAUCAAGAGUGGCAUCAAAGGACGUCAGAGCUGUCAGCGUGUUUAAUAUGCAUUUUAUUUAUAUCUGAAGUCGAUCUGUGUCUAUGUCUCAUUCCCAAAUCAAAUUAAACAGACGUCCAAUCAGUGCAUUAAA
Messenger RNA from Drosophila albomicans, 2757 nucleotides. Its product is annotated as protein jagged-1b. The transcript has 7 exons. The record is from RefSeq and is a predicted model, not a curated record. Bases 22 to 2670 code for a protein of 882 amino acids. NCBI's taxonomy places the organism in Eukaryota, Metazoa, Arthropoda, Insecta, Diptera, Drosophilidae.